UCGGCUUGUUAUACAGAACAUCGUUAUCCGGUGCGCACGUUGUUUACAUUGUCAUUUUGGAAAUUAUUGUUGUGAAUUUGUCAAUUUCCUCGAGUUCGGAAAACGCCACGAAAUGCCUCUCAUCGCGGAACUGGCCGGGGACGAGAACAUGGACAAUUGCCGGACGUUUGUGUUCCAGAACGAGGGUCACACGCUGGGCAAUGCCCUGCGAUCCAUCAUCGUGCGCUACCCUGAUGUGGUGUUCGUCGGCUACACCAUCCCUCACCCGGCAGAGUCCACCAUGAACUUCCGGAUACAGACCACAAGAUCCGUCCGCGCAAUAGACGUCCUCCGGCGCGGACUGCAGGACCUGGAGAGGGUAUGUGAUACAACUCUGGACAAAUUCGACGAGGCCAUGCGGAGUAGACGGUAAUAAAGACAAUUUGUAUUCAUGCUA
This is a messenger RNA of Phlebotomus argentipes, 436 nucleotides long. RefSeq names its product probable DNA-directed RNA polymerases I and III subunit RPAC2 (gene l(2)37Cg). Gene Ontology annotation, molecular function: protein dimerization activity; DNA binding; DNA-directed RNA polymerase activity. The record is from RefSeq and is a predicted model, not a curated record. Gene Ontology annotation, biological process: DNA-templated transcription. NCBI's taxonomy places the organism in Eukaryota, Metazoa, Arthropoda, Insecta, Diptera, Psychodidae. Gene Ontology annotation, cellular component: RNA polymerase III complex; RNA polymerase I complex. The coding region runs from base 113 to 412 and encodes 99 amino acids. The transcript has a single exon.